GCUGUCCCCAACACGUUCUCCCUGAUCUUUGCCUGUACCUGCGGGGUGAUCCUGGGCAUCGGUUUCUGUGCCAACCUACUGGUGUUCUCUCUGUUCGCCAAGUACAACACCCUGAGGAAGAACCGGCUGGACAUCCUGCUGCUCAGCAUGGCUCUGGCAGACUCCCUCACCCUGCUGCUGAUACCAUUCACCUUGCACUCUGCCGUCAGGUAGCAAACCUCUUCUCGGGGACCCCUAUAUGUGCCAUGUAUUCAAUCUAAGCUAUUAAAUACGUAGCACACCUGAUUCACCUUGUAGUCUAAUCAUCACACCCUUGACUAGUUGAAUCAGGUGUGCUAGUUUACUCAACUGUCAGGUAGCCUAGCCAAUAGCCAUAGAGGUUAGAGAGGGGCCACUGGGCCUGGAGUGUUGCCAGCAGAUCAAAAUCCAGGUUUGACAAACAGAGGAAUCUUGCGGGAUGUGAGCACUGUGUUUGUCUCUGAGGAUUUGGGAUAAAAGCAGAAGCAGGAUUUCCAUUUCUCUUUGACUGUGACAAUAACCUCAUAAUCUUUCAUCAGCUCCUUCUAUCUUCUUCUUCAGCUACUCGUGGCCGCUGGGGGACACCUCCUGCAAGGUGUACCAGUUCUUUCUGGCCUUCUCCCUGGCAGCCAGCACCUACAGCCUGUGUGCCGUGUCCAUGACACGGGCCAUGAUCAUCACCAACCCCUACCACCCUCCUACCAUGGACCUGGUGGUCCUGAUGUUCGUCUUGGUCUGGGCAUCAGCCUUCUUCAUCAGCCUGCCUCUAAGGAUCUUCGCCACCAAGGAGAGCCUGGGCCCCGGCUUGGGUAAUUUUUCAUUCUGCCUGCCCACCAUACAGGAACACCACUAUCAGGUAACAAUGGCUUGGUCUGAAAUUGUACUCUGUUUGCUAAGUAGGGCACAACUUUUGACCUGGUCUACUAUAGGGAAUAGGGUGCCAUUUGAGAUGCACACAAUGUGUAACAAAAGGCCUUAUGUUUAGUUCAAAGAAUGUCACUGGAAGUAACCAGGUCUGUAAAUUUUUUUGUACUGUUAUUUUCAUUUGCUAAAACAAAAUGGUGUCCAAUUAAUGUGAGAAGAAACAACAUUUUCAAUCCAUUCAUCUAUCCAUCCCUCCACCAGGUGGUCCUCAGCCAGUUCAUGCUCUACUACUUCGUCCCCAUGCUGGUGAUCGCCUUCAACUACGUCCGGCUUGCCUGCUUCCUCCACAAGAGCCCAGUCAUGUCUGUGGCCAGUGCCCGCAACACACGCCGAGCCUCCCUCAUGGUGUUCCUGGCAGCCGGGACCUUCUCCAUCUGCUGGCUUCCCGGGUAUGAUGAUGAUGAUGAAGAUGAUGAUGACUUUAUUGUAUACGUUAGGAAAUUAUUUUUCAUAGUGAGUAAGUGUUCUUCUAACACUUCUAGUUUAUACCUCUUCUCCUGACUCGUCUUCAUUCUUAGGUACAUCCUGGAGCUGUGUGUGUACCUUGAGCUCUACCGCCACGGCCAGUCCUGGGAGAUGUUCUACUUCAUCUGCACAGUCCUCCAGUACCUCCACCCCUGUGUUAACCCCGUGCUCUACGUGCUGCUGUCCAAGAGGUACCGCCACCGCAGGGGUUCCUGGUUGUUUAACUGCAACAGGAAUAGGGUGCAGCCGCAGAUUGUCAGCAUCACUACAGAGACUAUGUAG
This is a messenger RNA of Coregonus sp. 'balchen', 1689 nucleotides long. NCBI's taxonomy places the organism in Eukaryota, Metazoa, Chordata, Actinopteri, Salmoniformes, Salmonidae. The record is from the annotation of a GenBank genome assembly.